AUGAUGUAUGGCUGCACAUUGGUCAUUAGAUGGAUUCGUUCAACUUACAAUAUUUACGCCACCAUUUGUGAUAUUACUUUGCAGACUAUUAAUUUAUAUUUUACAACACAACUAAUUAUAUACGUGAACAGUCGUGAAAAUGGUACAUCCCAUUUAUUAUACGCUAAUCCAUUGAGCUACGUGGCAACAUAUUUGAACGGAAUAUUAGCGGCUAAAACGUGUUUAAUGUUAUCACUUGUUGUGGCCGUCAAUACCAUAAUUGGAUACUUGAGAGCGUCUGCACUGUUGGGCGAACUCCCGGUCUUCAGUGCGUGGGAGAGGUGUUCAACCGAUUUGUUCGUAUCGUUGCUCUCGUGUUAUGCCGUUAUAUACUGUCGCGAAAGUGGGGGCCGUUUAACCCGAGUCAUGUCCGCCCGGUAUUGGCGACCAAUGCGUGCCUCACAGCAGACAUUAGGCCAAUUUCAUGUCCCACUAUUAAUAACCCUGACGUCCAUUUUGCCCGAACAGCACAUUAUAUCACCGCUUAUUGUUUUGCUGCUAUUUUGCAGCAUUUUUAUUGUGACGAUUCCAUUAGCGCUGGUGUUUGAGUUACCGGCGAUUAAAUUGCAACAAAUGGUAUCCAAAUAUCUGUUUGAAAACCAAAAUGAGACGACAAAAGUCAAGAAAUCAAAAUAA
Medioppia subpectinata is the source of this 675-nucleotide messenger RNA. The record is from the annotation of a GenBank genome assembly. NCBI's taxonomy places the organism in Eukaryota, Metazoa, Arthropoda, Arachnida, Sarcoptiformes, Oppiidae.